AGGAAAGCAAAGAUAGGGUGAAACAUCAGAAGAGAAGGAAACAAAAUCGUGGAAAAGGAAUAAAGGUGUGACAGACACAGCAAUUAGUCUAAUGCUCAUUGGGAUGACUGGUCUUCAUCAGGCGAGUGACUUCGAUUGCAAUACAGACUCAAGAGACAGAAGCUCACAGUAUCAAAGGCAUUUUAGACCGACAAGGUGGAUUUCAGACUGCAUAGAGCUACCAGGAACAUAUGAACUGACAAAAGGCUCUCCAUCGUGGAGCACAGAAAGGAGCAAAGCAGACCAAAAAGAGGGAAGUUCAGAAAAAGACCUCUCUAAGGACCGGCAGUCAGUUUGCGUUACAGAGGCCUAGCAUGAAUAUUAACUGUGCCAGUGGGACUGACCAGUCAAGAAAUCAAGAGUCCAAUCACCCUGCAGAAAAUAUAACGCCUCCAGUCCAUGAUCCAGAAGAAGAUAGCCUGGCCCGAGGCAGCCAAACCCCUAGCAUUUCUGCAGUGCCCAGGAAUGAUGAUACCGAAUUCAGAUACGCUUCUCGCCCAGCAACUUCCCAAUUCAGUAACAUGCUACCCACCCCUGCAGAUACAACUGGCACUAAUCCCAAAGCUGGGAGUAAAAGACAUCUAGACCAUUUUAUUGCUCAAGAACGAAAUGGAAGCAGCGCUAUGGGCUCCACCAGUAGUUCACAAUCCCAGGCCCCAGAGAAAGUGACUCUUGUUGUAGAUGGCACUCGAUUUGUGGUGAAUCCGCAGAUUUUCACCGCUCAUCCUGACACCAUGCUGGGAAGAAUGUUUGGAGCAGGUAGAGAAUAUAAUUUCACUCGGCCAAAUGAAAAGGGAGAAUAUGAAAUUGCAGAAGGAAUUAGCUCCACUGUAUUUCACACAGUGCUGGAUUAUUACAAAACUGGAAUCAUUAACUGCCCGGAUGGAAUUUCUAUCCCUGAUCUCAGAGAUACGUGCGAUUACCUCUGUAUCAACUUUGAUUUCAACACAAUCAAAUGUCAAGACCUAAGUGCUUUGUUGCAUGAACUCUCUAAUGAUGGAGCUCACAAGCAGUUUGAUAACUACCUGGAAGAGCUUAUUCUGCCCAUAAUGGUGGGCAGUGCCAGGAAAGGAGAACGUGAAUGCCACAUUGUAGUAUUAACAGAUGAAGACACAGUGGACUGGGACGAAGACCAUCCACCUCCAAUGGGAGAGGAAUACUCACAAAUUCUUUACAGUUCCAAGCUGUACAGAUUCUUCAAGUACAUCGAGAACCGCGAUGUUGCAAAAACUGUCUUAAAGGAGCGUGGGCUGAAAAAUAUUCGAAUUGGCAUUGAAGGUUAUCCCACAUGUAAAGAGAAGGUCAAGAGGAGACCCGGAGGGCGGUCAGAAGUUAUAUACAACUAUGUGCAACGGCCGUUCAUCCAGAUGUCUUGGGAAAAGGAAGAAGGAAAGAGCCGUCACGUCGACUUCCAGUGUGUUAGAAGCAAAUCUCUAACAAACCUGGUGGCAGUAGGCGAGGAUGUUUCAGAAGACCAGGAACUUCUGAUGCAUCAUCCACCCCAGGUAGACGAACUCGAUAGGUUAAAUGCACCAUUCUCACAAAUGGCUCCUAACGAUCUGCCGGAUUAGUACGGACUAAGCGGUCUGCGGCUUUCCUGUGUUGGGAAAUUUCUCAGCAUCGUUUCAUCCCAGGACAUGGGACACGCUCUCUUGCAAGGUGUUUUAUCCUUGUAGUCGCUCUUAUUAUAGUGGAAUAUUUCAAGCAUGUUAAUAAUGAGCUCUGGUCCCUAAAUCUAACGGUGCAAUUGCAAGCACAGUCUCCUUGAGAAGGAAGGGAUGGAAGCUCUUCGCAGCCGGAGGCUUUGAGAUUUCCCCAGGUGCCUGUGCCCACGUGGACUGGUGGUGGUUGAGCUUUACCUGAACCUGUGAAAGAACAGAAGUGUUUUAAAAAAAAUUGUUGUUCAGCGUGAGAAGGGGAAUUCCAUGAAUAUUAGCAUCAAAAGAGA
This is a messenger RNA of Terrapene triunguis (Three-toed box turtle), 1987 nucleotides long. It is a transcript of the gene KCTD20, whose product is annotated as potassium channel tetramerization domain containing 20. Gene Ontology annotation, biological process: positive regulation of phosphorylation. Lineage: Eukaryota; Metazoa; Chordata; Testudines; Emydidae. The record is from RefSeq and is a predicted model, not a curated record. The transcript is spliced from 11 exons. Bases 354 to 1610 code for a protein of 418 amino acids. Gene Ontology annotation, cellular component: cytoplasm. Gene Ontology annotation, molecular function: protein binding.